Messenger RNA from Microstroma glucosiphilum, 1895 nucleotides. Its product is annotated as MFS general substrate transporter. The transcript has 2 exons. Gene Ontology annotation, cellular component: fungal-type vacuole membrane. NCBI's taxonomy places the organism in Eukaryota, Fungi, Basidiomycota, Exobasidiomycetes, Microstromatales, Microstromataceae. Gene Ontology annotation, molecular function: transmembrane transporter activity. The record is from RefSeq and is a predicted model, not a curated record. Gene Ontology annotation, biological process: transmembrane transport. The coding region runs from base 346 to 1782 and encodes 478 amino acids.
AUAUAGCAGCGUCUGGCCGAGGCGCGAAGCGCAUCUCACCAAGGCGGCACUGGAGAUCCGCGCCGAGAUGCCAAAGUCCGCGAUAGUGCGGCACGAGCCUUACGACCGUGCUCAGCAAGUAAGCAGGGACUCAGCGAGUAAGCCGUUAAGCGACCCGAUCUCAACAACUCCUCAUCGAUUGUGUACCUAAAGCGAGUCACUUCGGGUCUCGAAGAACGUACAUUAAGGUGACACAGGGGUAUCCGUUUCCUCGCAUCGCUCUCCUCAAAUCCUGAAGAGCAACUCCUCUGCCCACCUCAUCGGCUUCCUCUUCAUCUGUUGUCGAUCUCCAUCGGCUUUGCAACCAUGUCGUCUUCCACACAUCCUUCGGAGACCAUUCUGUCUCCCGAAGAGAAGCAUGUUGACGCAACGUCGUCACCAGAUCCCACUGCACCAAUCUCGCCGGCCGAGGAAAAGCUCACACCGGCAAAGGUAGCUGCACCUCCAACUCCCACUGUCCUCACCGCUCCAGCCUGGCUCUCCGUGGCAGGAGCCUCGGCCUGUCUCUUCUCGACUUUCGGAUUCUCAAACGCCUUUGGCGUAUUUCAAGACUACUAUGAAACGACUUUACUGCCAGACUCUUCGCCCAAUGCCAUUGCGUGGGUGGGAAGCGUAUCCUUUGGACUCAUCUUCUUAGGCGGAAUGGUAGGUGGCCUCUUGAUGGACCGCUUUGGCCCGCGUCCUCUGUUCAUCUAUCAAGCCAUCGUGUACCCGCUGUCGGCCAUGCUCACGAGCUUGUGCACAGAGUACUAUCAGAUUCUGCUAGCUCAAGGUAUCCUGCAGGGUCUGUCGCUGGCGUGCUCCUUCUCAGUACCAAUCGCCUGCUGUAUGAUCUGGUUCAAGGAGAAAAAGGGAAUUGCAAUUGGCAUCGUUGUAUCAUUUUCGUCCUUGGGAGGCGUCGUGUGGCCAAUCAUCGUCAAGGCUCUUCUGGACAAUGUCGGCUUUGGCUGGACCUGGCGCGCCAUUGGCUUCAUCGUCUUUGGUCUGCUAUGCUUCACCGCCGCAACGGUCACUUCACCUCUUCCGCAACACCAGACUAAUCUGAGACUCUUCAAAGGUAAAAGCACUAGCCCUGAGAAGGAGAGUGCGCCAGGACCUGCACCACCUCGCCAACCUUUCUUCUACGCAGAAGCCUUCCGACACUUGCCAUACGACUUGUUCGCUCUAGCCUACUUCUUCGUCUUCCUUGGCCUCACUUAUACAUUGUUCUUCCUGCCUACAUGGGGAGGUACAAAAGGCCUCAGCAGCAGCUUGCAAGUGUACUCACUGUCGAUACUCAAUGCUGCGAGCAUCUUUGGACGAUUGUUGGUGCCAAUUGCAGCGGACAAGCUGGGCGCCUUCAACUUGAUCAUCUUCUGCGCUGGAGCAUGUAUGAUCAUCGUCUUUGCCUCGAUGGGCGUGACAGGUCCAGCGGGCGUUCUCGUGGUAGGAGGCUUUUACGGUUUCACAUCGGGAGGCGUCAUCUCUCUCCUGGCCAGCUGCACCGCCUCUGUCACCCCAGACCUCCGACGUAUCUCCUCGGCCCUGGGACAACUCUCUGCCUGCGCAGCCGUUGCUGCACUCUUGGGCUCGCCCAUUUGCGGAUGGAUCAUUGCAUCCCCCGCUGGAUUUACGGGAGCACAGGGAUUCUCUGGUGGAAGUCUAGGAUUGGGCGCUCUGCUAAUGGUGAGUUGCGGAAAGGGACAACUCAGCGAGCAGGGUCUCAUUAGUACGAGAAGUAGAAAUGUUAGAAUGGCUGACUGACGUGUGUCCCACCCCCUCGUCCGGCUGACCAUUCUUUCCCCUGCAGGUGGUGACACGCCUGAGAUUGUCCCGAUCACUUGUAAAGGCAGUCUGAACCACAAUGUACUCUACUG